Dicentrarchus labrax (European seabass) is the source of this 3096-nucleotide messenger RNA. Its product is annotated as BOLA class I histocompatibility antigen, alpha chain BL3-6. NCBI's taxonomy places the organism in Eukaryota, Metazoa, Chordata, Actinopteri, Moronidae. The record is from RefSeq and is a predicted model, not a curated record. The coding region runs from base 132 to 1427 and encodes 431 amino acids. The transcript is spliced from 11 exons. Gene Ontology annotation, biological process: immune response. Gene Ontology annotation, cellular component: external side of plasma membrane.
AACGCAGCACAGAGUCAGAGACAGGAGCAGGCGGAUGUUUAUCGCGGGAGGACACAGUGAAACAACACGGUCCAACUAUUCGACAAAACUCGAGUCUUUUAGAGACUAAACGAGUCCUGGUCGAAGGGAAAAUGUAUUCGGUGUCGGUGUUGGUCCUCCUGGGGGUCGGACUGACGGUCCACGGCGAGAUCCAUUCCCUCACUUACAUCUACACGGCCUUCUCCAAACCUCCCGGUCUCCCGGGCCUCCAUCAGUUCACAGCCAUGGGUCAGCUGGACAACAAGAUGAUUGAUUACUUUGACAGUGACUUGCAGAAGAAAGUUCCCAAACAGGACUGGAUGGAUAAGCGACUGGCUGCAGAUUACUGGGAGAAAGGCACACAGUCCCGCCAGAGCAAGCAGCAGUGGUUCAACGUCAACAUCGACAUUCUGAAGAAACGAAUGAGACAGAACGACUCGGAUAUCCAUGUUCUUCAGUGGAUGCACGGCUGUGAGGGCGAAACCCAGCCCGACGGCACGAUGAAGUUCAGACGUGGGAAGGACAUGUACAGCUAUGAUGGACAUGACUUCCUGGCCUUUGACGACACCCAUGAAGUCUGGGUUGCCCCAGUUCAAGAGGCACAGGAGACCAAGAGAAAGUGGGAUGAAGUCCAGGUCCUAAAAGAAUACACCAGAGGCUACCUGGAGAACGAGUGUAUAGAUUGGUUGGGCAAGUUCGUGGGGUACGGGAAUAAGGAGCUGAAAGAGGCCUCUCCACCUAAAGUUCACAUGUAUACAAAGAGCAGCCGUGUUGAGACAAACGUCUUUAUGGUGUGCUGGGCCACAGGAUUCUACCCAAAAGACAUCAUCCUGAACAUCAAGAGAGACGGCCGUGUUCUGGACGCCAUGGACGGACUGAUGACCUCAGGCGUUCGACCAAACGGAGACGAGACCUACCAGAGAGUUGACAAAGUGGAGAUUUUGAAGAGCGACCAGGCAAAAUACACUUGUGAAGUGCACCACCCGGCAUCUGGGUUACGUGUUGAGGACGUUUGGGAUCAUACACUUCCGGAGGAGUCUGGAGGACCUGGACCUAUCAUUGGUGGUGUGGUAGUGCUCUUGCUCGGGGUCGGGAUCGGGAUCGUGGCUGUGCUGCUCGUCUUGUUCAAGAGAGGCAUUAUUGGUGGAGCCCAGAACAAAGGGUCAAAAGACUCUCUCAACAGCGACUCCACUGCUGGCUCUGGGGCACCACUUAAAGAAGUAUCCAUUAGCCACAUCAAUGAACAGACAGCUCUCACCAAUCGCAAAGGGUCAGAUGAGUCGCUUGGCAAACACUCUGCUGACUCUGGCGUCUCCUCCAAUGAGGGGAGCAACAAAAACCCCACCCCUGAGACCGCCAGUCUCCUGGAGAGAACUGAAGUGCAGACUGAUGCAGCGGAAACAGACUGAAGUGUCUGCAGAUAACAGAUUUUCCAUCAGAGUACAUCAAGACUCAUCGUAGAACCAAAUUCACUAUUGGAUAGAAACAAGCUGCACAGUUAAUCAAAUGAUUAUCAAAAUCUCAAUAUGGUAAAAUGCAGUAAUCCAAGUUAUGAAGGUAAAAUGUGUGACAUCACAUCACAGUCGCAGUAUCUGUGAAAAUAAUGUCUUUAUGAUGGUCGUCCCGUAUCGUGCAGCCUUAAUAGAAACUAAAAAGGGGAAUUGUAAAAAGACACAAUAAGAACAAAGAACUUACAUAAGCUCAAUAACGUCUCUUCAGGGGUUGAGGGCACUGCCCAACAACUCAAUAAGACAUUUAAAAAUGGGAUGAAUUCAAGUCACGUUUGAGUAGUGAGCCUAAACUGGGCACUACAAGGGGUCGAAAUACUAAAGAGUUAGGUGAGCUUGUUUUGACCAGAGGUCAGAGGUCAGGUGGAGAUUUAGGAAAGUGAUUGGAAAGAGUCUACAAAAGACUUCAAUACAUUCAAUGAAAAAUACUCAAAAGAUUAUGAAACAAUGGAUAAAGAGAAAGAAAGGCUGUAAAAUAAUUAAUUUUCUAAGUCUGUAGGACUGCAGUUGGAAACAUUUGACCUUUUCUAAGUCCCGCCCCUUUUUGACCUGUCCUCCAAUAACAGUUGAGCUCACCUCAGUGAGAAGGUCAGUCAACUUCCUCCUUUCCUGCACUCAGAUAUGCUAUGUGCUAGGCUCAUAGACAAGCAGAUAAUGUUAGCAAAAUGCUAAAGAUUCAUGUGGAUUGGCUAGCUAGUUAGAUAGCAUGUUGCUCCUCUAUUUUAUCUUUUAACCAUCUUCAAACAGUGGUUGUCUUAUCAGCAUAGAUUAGCCUAGCAUGUAGCAUAUCUGAGUCCAGGAAAGGAGUACGUGGGCGGAGCUUAGGAAGGGUCAAUUAAAAGAAGCUUUUAUUAAUUAGUUAGUAUAUGUGAGUUGUAGUAAAUGGGCCAUUAUUGAUCACCAGACCUGCCUGGAUUAAAAACAAGUGAAUUCUGAGUGAGUGAUUUAUUGAUCAUUUAAUUCUCUGAUGUGUGUACAUUUUUUAUUACUAUUAAGUUUAUAUGUUGUGUAGCCACACCAGGUUUUUAAACGAGACCUGCGUCUAUUAGGGACCCUGCUUUUAUUGGAAGUUUUACAUUAAGUUUAUGGUAAAAAUCUGUCCUGAUGCUAUUAAAUAAUAACAAAUACAUUUGAAAUUUUUCAAGUUUAAGUUGAUGCUGUUUAGAGAAGCAAUGAGUUACUUUAAACAUUUGGGGAAUAUCGUGGUGACCAGUAACCAUUCUUUAUGCUUUAUGUGCCUUCAACCUUCAUACUUUGAGCUUUUAUAUUGUUGACACAUGGAAGUAUUGUUCUCCGGCUGUUUCUCUCUGUCGAUCUAAAAGUGCACUCCAGGUUAUAAAACAGUGAAAUAUUUCUAUCAAAUAUCAGUUUGUCUAAUAAAUGUGUGUAAAGAUUGUUUGUGAUAAUGCGGAUUGUAAGACUGAACUGAAGAAUAUCUGAUAUUUUUAGCUUCUGUCUAAAAAGUUUGAAUGAGUUGAAUCAUAAAUAUUUCACUGUAAAUCCAUGUGCCAAUAAAUUAAUGCUGAUUUUAUCUUUUAAAGGACAAAGUUAAUAAAGCCCUUGCCCUGUU